This is a messenger RNA of Cataglyphis hispanica, 1174 nucleotides long. Its product is annotated as nuclear protein 1. Gene Ontology annotation, cellular component: nucleus. Bases 132 to 338 code for a protein of 68 amino acids. The transcript is spliced from 2 exons. Gene Ontology annotation, biological process: negative regulation of cell cycle; negative regulation of cell population proliferation; regulation of transcription by RNA polymerase II. The record is from RefSeq and is a predicted model, not a curated record. Lineage: Eukaryota; Metazoa; Arthropoda; Insecta; Hymenoptera; Formicidae.
CGAACGCGGUAUAAUCAGUGUCGAGUCGAUCCCCUUUGGUGGAAGGUGGUUAUCUAACGUUGAUCAUUUUUGCUUUGCAUUGUCGCGCGGCGACCUAUUUUUCACAAGCGUCCCCAAAGAUAGCAAGAGCUAUGUCCGAGGCAUAUUUCGACGAGUACGAGCACUUCAACUACGAUUACGACAAGCACAUCUUUACUGCACACGGCGGUAAGCAAAGGAGCAAACGCGAGGCCGUCACACAUACCAAUCACUUCGACCCGAGCGGCCAUUCCAGAAAGAUCCUUACCAAACUGAUGAAUACCGAGCAUAACAAACGGACCGGCAAGAGCAAGGAGUAAUCUGCGAAGAUUACGCACGUUCCUAUCUUCGCGGCAGAUAUUGUCAAGUUGGAUCUCAUCUCAUAGGACUUUACCUAACGCCUAAGACGACCGGGAUAAGAAAGGAAUAUGUAUAUGCGUUGUACUAUCGAGAAAUUGCAUUUAACAGUAGAUUCUUACGUAAUUUUCAAAACGUAAGAUCGGAGCACGAUAGAUCAUGCUUCGUCCAUCUUCAUUUAUAUAUUAGAGGUACGGAUUCCCAUGUUAUUAAUAAGAAUAUUAAAUAACAUCGUACUUCAAUUAUUGCUUAUGUUGAACCUGAAAAUCACGUGACUUUCUUUUUAUAUAACAUAGUACGAUGAUAUUGUGUUAAUUUUCAUGUGUGCUAUUAGAUUAAUUUAUUAAUAUAAGCUAUGAUUAAACCUGCUUUUUUCUAUUCCUAUAAUCAUUAGAUUUAAUUGAAUAAAUCAUUAAAUCGUUAACUAGAGUAGUUUUCUUUAUGUAUGAGUUUUCGUACUCCGUGUAUAAGAAUUACCGCUGAUCAGGAUAACAUCUUUGUUAUCAUUUGUUCUUAUAACGGGCGACAAUUGUCGUAUCGUAACGUAUUGCAGAAAACACACACUUAAAGAAGAUCGAGUUGAUAAGCUUCAAUCAACUCGUAAGAAUACACGAUAUUUAAUGUUUAAUUAGGACUCAAAUCUCUCGCAUAUUGUGAUUGAUGAUAAACAUCAAUAGAAUUGCCAGAUAUAUCUCAAGUUUUUGCGACAAAGAAAUCAUCUAUUGUUUUGAUAUAAACAUCAAAAUAUAAUUGUAUUGAAAAAAAAAACUAUGAAAUAAAGAUUUAUAGCUAAUAAAAA